Molecule: messenger RNA, 5752 nt
Organism: Ictalurus punctatus (channel catfish)
Lineage: Eukaryota; Metazoa; Chordata; Actinopteri; Siluriformes; Ictaluridae
Gene: fbxo38
Product: F-box protein 38
Exons: 21
Coding region: 311-3598 (1095 amino acids)
Biological process (GO): protein K48-linked ubiquitination; SCF-dependent proteasomal ubiquitin-dependent protein catabolic process
Cellular component (GO): cytoplasm; nucleus
Molecular function (GO): protein binding
Source: RefSeq, a predicted model, not a curated record
UUCCUUUGCAAUCCGCCAAUAAAAUCACGAAAGGGGGCUGCUUGCUCGUCUUUUUGCUUGUCAGUGAGCCUGCAGUUUGUUUUAGACAAAAUGUUGCCUAAAGAAGAAAAAUCUGCUGACUAAUUUGAGCUGUAUUAAUGCUUUAUUAUUGAUCAAGCCGGUGCGCGUUUCCAUAACAACUUACAACCAGGAGCGUUUGGAGUCUGCCCGAAAACAGAGAAACCAUAGCAGAUGUGGAUACCUAAAGAGGCCUGCCUUUGAUGAAUUGAGUAGCUUGCCGUUCUUGACUGACUGCACCACUCUCCAGGACAUGAUGGGCCCUAGGCGAAAAUCCACUAAGACAAGUGUGGUUGGAGGAACAAAUUGUACUUCUUUGCAAAAAGUGGAAUCAAAAGAUUACAUAAAUGAGCUUUCACAUGAGGUGCUCUGCCAUAUAUUCCGCUAUCUGCCUAUGCCAGACAUUAUGUGCAUGGAAUGUCUAUCACGAAAGCUACAAGAGGCAGUAAGUCUGUAUUUGCGGGUGGUGAAAAUGGUGGACCUGUGUGCCAGCCGGUGGUGGGAGUACAUGCCUUCAGGAUUUACAGACACAAAUUUCCUCACACUGCUGAAGAAGAUGCCUGAUUUGGAGCAGUUGUAUGGUUUGCACCCACGUUAUUUAGAGCGUAGGAGGGUCAGGGGAUAUGAAGCUUUCAGUAUUCCUGGUGUUUUGGAGGCUCUCCAGGCAUGUCCCAGUCUUUUGGGCGUGGAGACAUCUCAUUUGGAGCUGGUGGAAGCAAUAUGGAACUACAUGCCUCAGGUUCACAUCCUUGGAAAGUUCAGGAACCGCAAUGGAGCAUUUCCUAUUCCCCCAGAAAACAAACUUACAAUUCCAGCUGCAGCUAAAAUUCAGACCCUUCAUCUUGUUGGUGUCAAUGUCCCAGAAAUUCCUUGUGUGUCCAUGCUCAGACACUUGUAUCUGAAGUGGGUUCGUCUUACAAAACCUCAGCCAUUCAAGGAUUUUUUGUGUGUGAAUCUGCGUACAUUUGUCAUGAGGAACUGUGCUGGUCCCACCAACUCCUUGAAGUAUGUCCCACUGGUGACAGGGUUGGCCUCUGCACGCAACUUGGAGCAGCUAGAACUUGUAAGGGUUCCUUUCUUAGGAGGACUAAUACAACAUGUGGUGGAGGACAGCUGGAGGUCAGGAGGAUUUCGCAAUUUGCACACUAUUGUCUUUGGAGCCUGUAAGAAUGCUCUUGAAGUGGAUUUAGGCUACCUCAUCAUUACUGCUGCACAUGGAUUGCACGAAGUUCGAAUCCAGCCUUCCUUAACCAAAGAUGGGGUCUUCUCAGCGCUAAAAAUGGCAGAACUUGAGUUUCCACAAUUUGAAACUUUGCAUCUUGGAUAUGUUGAUGAGUUCCUAUUACAGUGUAAAUUGAGUCAUACUGAGUUGGUCAAAUAUGGCCUUGCUGAUGUAAUAGAAAACCCAGGAAUCAUCACUGAUGUUGGAAUGAAGGCUGUUAAUGAAGUGUUUCCCUCCAUCAAGUAUCUUGUCAUUUACAACUGCCCACAUCUUCAUAACCCACACAGCUGGAUCACAGAUCAUUCUCGCUGGAGCAGAUUGCUGGAUCUUACACUAGUGCGCUGUCAUGCCAUUAAGCUUGAGUCCUUUAGCCAGUGUAUUGAAAUGCUGCCCAAUCUGGAGUUCAUCUCCUUAGACCAGAUGUUCCGUGAGCCCCCAAAGGGUUGUGCCCGGGUUGGUCUGAGUGCAGGCACAGGUAUUGGUGUAUCCUCUGCUCUGGUCAGUAACCAGAAUCCUAACCAGAACAACAAUAACAAUCACCAGAACAAUAAUAAUGCCAAUAUUCAACCACAUAAUCGGGACAAUGCUGUUGACAUGGCACCACACAGAGUUGAGGAGAUCCAUGAUGUUGAGGGCUUAAUGGUGGAGAAUAUUGAGGUUGAGCCACAGGUAACAGAUGCCAGUCCAGAGAAGGAGUCUAAAGGGUCAUGUCAGGCACCAGAUCAAGAUGAAGAACAAGCAGGGCCCAGUGGCGUGCAACCUGCCAGUAAGAAAAUUCCAGUAGUUGUCUCUGACUCUGACAGUGAUGAUGAUGAAGCUUCAGACAAGUCCCAAGGUGCCUUUUGCUCCUCUCAACAUUACCCUAAGGCAGACAUGCAGGAGAAGAGGGAUGAUGCAAAAGAGCUAGCCACAAGAGACAAAGGGAAAACUCCAUUGCGCCGAUGGGGAGCGCAGUAUACCAGCUAUGAGAAAGGCUGCCAGGUGACCAGUGAGCAGAUCAAAGCAGACAUAAAAGCAGCCAAUGAAACAGCAGUGGAUGGUAGCCAAGACAGAAAUAAUGGGGCAUGUGUCUGCUCCGUUGACUGGAGUGUGGAAUCGGAUAAUCUCAGAAGGCCAAGAGAUGCAGGAGGAAGGGAUGAUGACAGUAGACUGAGGGCACAUUGCAAUUGUAGCAGGACUCACUUAGGCUCAGAGAGAAGUUCUCAUGCCACCUUCAAUCAGCCAGGAGGAGAGGAGAGCCGAUCAUCUCACCAUGUUCCCAAGCAGAGAGCUAAAGCAGAACCCAGCACAAUAGGGCACCAAGGUGGAGUGGUGUCUCAUACAACUUCCAGAGGCAUGUUUUCCAGUCGACCAAUGACCCGUGCUUGCAGUAGACUCUGUUCUGUCCCCCUAGCGCCUGACUCGGGGCUUUCCAAAGCUAUGCCACGGAUUGCAGUGCAAAGAAAACACACUGCAGACAAGUCAACCAGCACCAGUGACCCAGUCACUGAGGAUGACCAUGUACAGGUGCUCACAUUGAAAUCCAGAAAUCUAGUGGGAAUCACACUCUCAAACUGUGGCAUCACAGACCUGGUUGUGAAGGACUGCCCGAAAAUGAUGUUUGUCCAUGCCACUCGCUGUAGGGUGCUGAAGUACCUAAAGGUGCAGAAUACUCCCAUAGUGAACCGCUUUGAUUAUGCCCAGUGCAAGAAGCUGGAUAUAGAACAGAUCUUGGAUCAGGUGUUACGCAUACCUGCCGAAAGAAAUCGUAUCGUCUACUUGCGUCCUAUGAAAAAGAUUGACUCAUUGGCCCUGGAAAGAAAGUUGUUCAGUGGUCCCUACCCAUACCACAUCGCAAUUAUCCAUGAGUUCAGUAACCCCCCCAAUGUAAGGAACAAAGUGAGAGUUCGGAGCUGGAUGGACACUGUCUCUAACAUCAGUCAGGAACUAAUCAAGAAUGAAUUCUUCCCAGAGGCAAAAAGAACAGAAGCAGACAUAAAAAAAUAUCCUAACUACCCGUGGGGCCGAGACAUCUAUACCUUAGAUGGUGUAGUAGAUGGAGCACCCUACUCAAUGAUCUCUGAUUUCCCAUGGCUUCGUUCUCUGCGUGUAGCAGUACCCAACGGUUAUGCUCGUUGUGACUUUGAUGAUGAUGAAAGCACUACUAUCUAUGCUCCACGGCGCAAAGGACAGCUUUCAGCCGAUAUCUGCAUGGAGACCAUUGGUGAGGAGAUCUCAGAGCGUCGUCAGAUGCAGCUAGGUGUAUUCCAGCGGGUGGUUGUUAUUUUCAUCCAUUACUGUGACAUGCAUGGAGAACCUGUGGAUGAUGACUAUAUUUAAAGGAAAUUGUUCGAGGACUUGAUGAUAAAUGAAAAUCAGAACACACUUUUCUUACUCCUUUUCUGUUUGAACAAAUUUAUUAUUGGAAACCGUGUUCCCAAUGAUGCCUGUUGGAAAGUGUUGCUUUUAUUUUUAGAAAAGUUGUUGUGAUAUCAGAAAAUUAUAGCAGUGUGCCAUUCUUUCAAGAGAAAUCAGUAAAUGCUUCCCCAAGGCUGGUUCGUUCUACGUCCUCACAUGGUAAACAUCUCUAUAUAAUUUGUAUGUAGAGGUUGAGUGAAUUAGUUGCUCAUUUUGUAAAAUAAUUAUUGUGCUUGUCUGAAUUUCGGCACAUCGUGUAUAUCAAGUUGAUCUGUACUGAUAUUGUGGAGUAGUAGCUUUGGUAAAAAGAAAGAUUUACAAUAUUGAGAAAGUUUUACAAUGCUUGCAUUUACAAACUAAAAGUGCAUUGUUAAAAAUGACCUGUAUGUCUUUUUUUUACUAAGGGAUAAUUUUAAUAUAAUACCUAUAUUUUAGAUUUGUUCUUUGCAGCAUUUUUCUGCGUUGCUUUCAUUUGUUACAUGCAUUGUAAAUACGUCAUGUUUUUAGAGUGCCCCCCCCCCACGCUUUCACUGUACACAGUUACUAGAUAUUUUUUAUCAAAUUUUUCAAAAUCAUUUUUUAUUUACCUCUUUGUGUUUACAGAACUAAAAUGCUCUUCAUUUAACGAUUUGUAUGGAAGAUUAAAGCAUAACCCCCUCUCAAGAAAAAGUUUAAAGUCCUGCUGGCUUAUAACUGUUAUUAAAGACAAUUGAGGUCUCUAUUUAUUAAUUUAUUUUUAUUAUUGUACUAUUUGAUGUAUUUUUAUAUUUGGCUGAAGAUGAAAAUGUGCAGUAGUAAUAUGUGGAGGUAUUCAGAUUCUGUGGAUUUGACCUUGAAUGGAUAUAAUUGGCAUUUUUACCCAUCAUAAAUCAAAAACUGUAGUCUCUUAUUCACAAAAAUAUUCAACAAACCCUUCAAAAGCUCGAGAUGUGUCCAGAACUCAACUGGAGUCCACCUGUUGCAAUGUGAAUUGAUUGGACAUAGUAUGAAAAGGUACAUUUUGAGUGUCCGCAGGACCACAGUGGCCUCAAUUUUGAAAUGGAACAACCUUGAACCUUCCUAGUAUUGGCUAUCUGGCCACAUUUGGAAUCUGGGAAAGAAGGACCUUGGUCAGGGAGGUAAGAAAGAACCCAACAGUCAGUCUAAGAGAGUUCCAAAGGUCCUGUGCAUAUGUGGGAGAACUUUUUUGGAUGGACAACCAUAUUUGCAGCACGCCAUAAAUCAGGCCUUCAUGGCAGAGUGGCAAGAUGGAAGCUUUGUUGUGGAAAAGGCAUAUGACUGCAUAAGACCUCUAGCAACGUGUGGGAAAAGAUCCUCUGGUCUGAUGAGACAUAAUUUGAAGAGAACAGCAAGCACAAUGUCUGAAAAACAGGCGCUGCAAAUCAACUGGCUAAUACCAUCCCUAUGGUGAAACAUGGUGGUGGCAAUAUCAUGCUAUGGGCAGCUUCUCAGAGGCAGGGACGGGGAGACUGGUAACAAUUGUGGGACAGAUGAAGGCAGCCAAAUACAGGAACAUCCUUGAAGAAAACCUCCUCCAGAGUGCACACAAACUCAGACUGGGGCAACAGUUCACCUUUAAAUGCAGCAUACAGCCGAAACAACAUCAGAGUGGCUUCGGAGCAAAUCUCUGAAUGUCUGGAGUGGCCCAGACAUAAACCCAAUUGAACAUCUGAGGAGAGCCCUGAAGAUGGCAGCUCAUAGACGCUCGCCAUCCAAUCUGAUGGUGCUUGAGAUGUUCUGCUAUGAAAAAUGGGAUGGAUAAAUUGCCCAAAUCCAGAUGUGCAAAACUUAUAGAGACGUAUCCAAGAACACUUGUAGCUGUAAUUGUUGCCAAAGGGGCUGAAUACUUUUGUGAAUAAGAGAUUUCAGUUUUUGAUAUUGAAUUAAUUUGAAAAAAAUCUCUAAAAACAUGUAUUUUACUUCAUCAUAAUGGAUGAUUUAGUGUAGAUUGAUGGGUAAAAAUGGCAGUUAUAUCCAUUCAAAAUAAAAUCCACAACAGAAUGAAGUGUGCAACAAGAAAAGGGGUCUGAAUGCUUUCUGAAUCCAAUGUAUAUUAAAUUUAAAGACAAAACGCCA